GCUGCAACAACUCAACUUGCAGCGUCUCAGAUGGUCUGGUUUGAAUGUGAGCAUGGAUGUAACGCUUUCUCUCUUUCAGUGAAUGCAUGAGGAAAGGACGUUCGGCUGAAUAAUAAGGGGGGAUUCAGCUGCUGGCUCGUUAUUAUAGUGCAAUUCCUGUUCGCGGUAUGGGCGGGUUGCAGGUAGAAAACGCUGGAGUUGGCGGUAUCGGGGAAAACGCGGAGGAGAGGUAUCGCGCUCUCGCCUAUGACACUGCUCUGAGCACUUUGGUGGCAGUGGCCGUGUAUGUGGUGGUGAAAGUGAGCCUGGACGGCUUCAGACAGUGGCGGGCCAGGAUCUCGGUGCUCAUCGUGGGCUCGGGUCCUGUGGGUCUGACAGCCGCCCUGGUCGCUGUCCGCUCGGGAAAGGUGCUGAAACUGACCGUGCUGGAUGAGAGGUACCGGACUGCCCUGCUCUGUCGGCCCCAGCAGAUCGCCCUGGAUCCACGGAGUGUGAAGUUUCUGCUGGGACUCGGGGUGGACUUUGAUAACAUGGAGGGCUGUUGGCACAACGAGCACUUCUUCACCAGGAUAGGCGUGUUUCAGGAGUACCUGCUGAGCAUCCUGGAGCAGAAGAAACAGAAGGUGGACGUCAAAGUGCAGCUGGGAAACAAGUUCACAGAGGAAUACCUGCGGCGGAUCCCGCGGAACGAGUGGCCACGUGUGAUUGUGGUGGCUGAUGGGUCGUGUGGUGACUCCUGCUCAGUGCUGGGCAUCAGCUCUGACUACACUGUGGAGACCUGCCAUGCCUAUGGAGCUAAUGCAACCAUCGAGAGACUAGACCAGAGGCAGGUACCCACACCUGAGAUCCGUGCCCACAGCCUCUACUUCGACCUGUCGGCUUACGGGAUGGAGGCCCUCCGAGAGCACCGAAAUCCAACGGCCAAACCUGGCUUCCACCUGAAAAUCUAUGGCACCUUCAGAAACCGCUACAUGGCCCUCCUCUGCCCUGCCUCUGACACAAAGAUGGUCCGCUUCCUCAGGCACACGGCCAACUCCUCUAUCAUGAAGAACAUUUUCCACCAGUCAUUCAAUGUUUAUAAGACAGACAUAGAGCCCCGUCUAAAUGAUGUCACUCUCCACCACAUGCAGUGCAGUCGCCGUCUUUUUGAGAUUCAGUUAUCACACAGACGCAUCAGUGCUGCCUACAUAGAGGGGGACAAUGUGGCGGUCACUGUGGAGGGGGAGGCAGCACGUGUCCUCAACUUCGACACAGGUUGUGGGGUGAAUCUAGGUAUGAGGGGUCUGGAGUCCAUGGGGACUUUCAUUUACCGGACAGCCACUGCAGUAGACCAGAAUGAUGUCCUCGAGGCUCUGUCGGCUAAGAUGCAGCACUCCAGACAGGUGGCUGAGACCUUCAAGCAGACAGGCCUGGCUCAAUCAAUGUAUGAAUGAAACACCAGGAAGUGAAUGCAUAAUGCCACCUAGCGGUGGAUUACUUCUGUUCACAUGUAUCAUGGGUCUGAUGCUGAAUUGGACCACUAACAGCUACAUACUGAUGGAGCUGAAAAGCAUGAGCUGUCAACUAAUGGAGGAUGGAUGUACACAUGGGACCAUAUGUUUUGGUGACAUACAGUAGGUGGAUGUUUGUGUAAUGGCUGGAGGGGGAUAGCCAAGGCUACAUUUGGAACAGUUUUCAGGUUGUAAAAUGUGUUAAUACCGUGCAGUAAACUAUGUCAGAAAAUAAAUAAGAUAACAUUUUGCUUUUGUAAUGAAACAUUUCUCUGUGAAGUGUGAGAUGUUACGGGAAAGAAAUCAAGCCCUAAGAUAUUAGGAGUAGGUGGAGUAAAUGAAAACUCCUCAUUUUCAUGUCAUCUUCUCUUUCAAAAGAGAAGGAACUGGCUUGAUUUGCAAAAUCAAGCUCAUUGUGCUUUCUGGACAUCAAUUGUGCUAGAACAAUGAUAAGUAUGAGCCAUAACAUCAUCAGGUAGCUCUGAAUAAUGUACAACGGUUAUUGUCCAGAGGAAUCAGAUAAGAAGUCCAAAGGGUUAUUAGCCUUGUGUUUGUUUGGAUAUGUGGCAACUGGCGAUGAAGUCCUAAAGUAUUAGCUAAAGUGGCCUUUGUUUGUGUGCAGCUUUGUAAAUUAAGAUUUUGCCCUUAUUUGAAAAUAGUGUAAAAUCAUACUUCAGGCCAAUUGUGAUAACACAAAUAUAUAUAUAUUUUUUUCUGGUGUUUCUCUUUUUAUAUUUUGAUCCAGGUGAUCUGAAAAGACUCAAGUAUCAUCACUAAAAGUACCAAUAAAGAUUGUGAUUUGGCAGAAGUGAUAUGGAGGGUCCUCAAUUUAAAAGCAACUUUCAAGUUAGUUGCUAGUCCGGGCUGUAACAAAUUUGUAUUCUGUAAAUAAAGAUAAUAAAAUGACAGCCCCCAAAACAGACCUAACUGUUCUACUCUGUGGAUUAUCAAGAUUAUUAACGUGAUGUUGAAAAACUAACUUGGAUACUUUUUAUGAACUGCAAUCUAUUAGGAUAGUACAGUACUGGCACAUUGUUUCCAUAAUGGCAGAUAUGAGGCAGUACAGUACUGUCCUCUAGUGGUGUAUUCCUUCAGUUGCAUCUGCUCAGCCUCAAACUAGUCUUCUCACUAAUUAUUUAAGGUAUAGCACGUAGUCGACCUCAUGAAUGUCAAUUUUGUUUGUAACUAAGAAAAAGAGGCGUCAUAGGACUGAAGUCAAACUUUGUAAAAAUUAUGCUGUCCAUAAAUAGAGCUGCUAAAAAUACAUAUAUUUUAAGCUUUAUAGUGAUGACUAAAUUUCUAGAAUUGUGUCGCAUCUUAAUCGUAAAUUAAAAUAUCACGUGCAGAACGUUGCUCGAGUCCCCCUAUGAACCAAUGAAACCUGUCAUUUAUUAAAGCGUUUGGUUUUGUUAUGUAAUUUGAUUCAGAAAUAAACAUUUUUAUUUGCAGUAGAUCUAGGCCUACAGGGAAAUAUCAUAUUGUCUUUUUUUGUUGUGUGUUAUUAUACGUAGCUAAUAACAUGGGGUUUAUUCCUACUAGUGUAUACUACUUUUUGUUUUAGUAUUUUUUAACUCAGUGAUUAUACUAUUAUAUCUAGUGAUUAUUUUAUUUAAAUACGGUCUUAUGUAGCCUACUCCUCUACAUUUGAAUAAGCAUCAUCAGAAGUUGCAUCUACCUGACGUACCGCACCACCCAGCGAGCACACUCAGUGACCCAAAUCAAACACACCUCAAACCCAUCCUUAUUACAAGCCUAAAAGGAGCAUGCCAGGUUUUGGCUAACAUGCUAAUUGUUGAAAUGUUUGUGAUUGACUCCAGCGGUGACUUCUGCGUUCACCGAGGAACAGAGCCACAUUCAGCCUUCUGAACCUUUGCAGAGUUCAUGUGACAGAGAGGCUGGAGAGUGGACUGGUGAUAAUGCUUUGAGAAUAAACGAGCAGAGAGUUGAAACACUAACAAACUGUGGAGGACUUUGCAGGCCUCAAUGCUUACAUAAAGCCAUACAGACAGGACGUCCAGAAAGUUCCUCCAUCUGUGAUAGAGAGCUGUGACUUCUCCAUCCCACCACCCUUGAUGAAAGAGAUAUCAUGACACUGGAAUGCUGAUGUUUCAAGAGCAACCUACGGCACCCAGACUGCCAUAAAGCAC
Molecule: messenger RNA, 3637 nt
Organism: Eleginops maclovinus (Patagonian blennie)
Lineage: Eukaryota; Metazoa; Chordata; Actinopteri; Perciformes; Eleginopidae
Exons: 7
Coding region: 168-1433 (421 amino acids)
Source: RefSeq, a predicted model, not a curated record